Molecule: messenger RNA, 5198 nt
Organism: Myxocyprinus asiaticus (Chinese sucker)
Lineage: Eukaryota; Metazoa; Chordata; Actinopteri; Cypriniformes; Catostomidae
Gene: ctnnd1
Product: catenin (cadherin-associated protein), delta 1
Exons: 20
Coding region: 359-3106 (915 amino acids)
Biological process (GO): cell-cell junction assembly; cell-cell adhesion
Cellular component (GO): cytoplasm; nucleus; adherens junction
Molecular function (GO): cadherin binding
Source: RefSeq, a predicted model, not a curated record
GGGGUCAGACGCUUCACUGUGGGACGACAAGCAAAGAGAGGAGUGAACAAGGAGAGCGAGAUAGAUUGGUGGGUUUUCUAAAAGAGUGCUUAAAUUAGUUCAUCUCAGGCUUCCUCUUCGUUUCGCUUCAAUCGUUAAGGCACGUUACAGGCCAUGCAAUAGAAAACAAACUCAUGAAAUAGGGCAGAUGCGUCUGGUGUAGCGUGGGGCUGAAACGCCCAAAUAAAGAGGCAGCAAACGUUUGGAAUUACAAUCACUUCCUACCGCUUGGAAAAUCUGAAACUGGCCAUAGAGAAGCCCGUUUCGAUAGGCCACGACCUCACAUCGGGACUUUAACGAAACCAAAAACAAAGUGUGUAUGGAGCAGUGUGAGAAUGCCGCAUCUCUCCUGGCCUCCGUGCGAGAGCAGGAGAUGCAGUUUGAGCGUCUGACUCGAGCUCUGGAGGAGGAGAGGAGGAGCGUGGGGCCCUCCGGCACCCUACCCCGCCCCUUCCCCACCCUGCAGAACGGGCGUGUCACUGGUGAUGCAGAGUUGGAACGCCUCAAAUUAAGUGAGGGAUACAUUAACGGGACACAGUACAGGAUGUUGGACCCUGGUCAUAUUGUUGAGUCGGUCAUGGUAGAGGAAGACCCUCACGAUGGACUGCCAGUUAUUUCAGUCGAAACCAGUGAUGAUGGCACAACACGCCGCACGGAGACUACAGUCAAGAAGGUCACAAAGACCACCACUACACGAACAGUCAUUCCCUCCGUCUCUGACACACUCUCUCUGGAUGGCACUGGUUCAGUCACCGGCAUGAAUUAUAACACCCCGAUAGACCGCCUGUACAGGCCACCAGGUGGUCCCAUGGACUACCCUACUGCUACUGUCCCCCGUAACUACCACUAUGGACCUCCAGGCGGCUAUGACGACUAUCGCAGCGGACCUCCUUCUGAAGUCUACGCCAGCCUCAGCCGAGGGACUCGUAUGGACGAACGCUACAGACCUGUUGAUGGCUACCGCACGCUGGACUCUGCCUACCGCACCCACAGCCGCCCACAACUGGACCCGUAUGUGGCUCAGCCUCAGGUGGGACGUAUGGGCAGUGCUCUGGAGAUCACUGGAGGCCUGCAGCGCUUUGUCCCAGAGCCCUACGGCCUGGAGGAUGAUCAGAGGAGCCUGGGAUACGACGAGCCUGAUUACGGCAUGGGGUCAGCAAUGCACUACAGCACGAUGCCCCGGCUAGCACAUGCACACCAUGCCCCACCCCCACGCAGGACAGGGUCAUAUGAGGGCACACUAGAUGGUGAUAUGAGUGGAGCUGGUGAUAUGUAUUAUUGGGGAGGUGGAGCCCCAUUGGCUCAGGGAGAGAGAGGCAGCAUGGCAUCACUGGACAGCACUCUGCGCAAAGGCCCUGCCCCCUCCACAUGGAGGCAGCCAGAACUUCCUGAAGUAAUUGCAAUGCUCAACUAUCGCCUGGACCCUGUCAGAAGCAAUGCUGCAGCCUACUUGCAGCAUCUUACCUUUAAGAAUGAUAAGGUGAAGUCAGAAGUAAGGCGACUGAAGGGGAUCCCUGCCCUGGUGUCCAUGCUUGAUAACCCAAAGAAGGAGGUGCAUUACGCAGCAUGCGGAGCUCUCAAGAACAUCUCAUACGGACGAGAUCCAGAUAACAAGAUAGCCAUCAAGAACUGUGAUGGAAUUCCCGCACUGGUGCGCCUACUGAGGAAGACGAGAGAUCAGGACCUCACAGACACUAUAACAGGCACACUGUGGAACCUGUCGUCUCAUGACUCCGUUAAGAUGGAGAUAGUGGACCACGCGCUGCACGCUUUGUCCGAUGAGGUGAUGGUUCCACACUCGGGCUGGGAGAGGGGGAACAAAGGGGGAGAGGAGAGCUGCAAACCUAGACACUUGGAGUGGGAGACGGCACUCACCAACACUACUGGGUGUUUAAGGAAUGUGAGUUCGGAACGGAGUGAGGCCAGGAGGAAGCUGAGGGAGUGCUCCGGACUGGUCGACUCUCUUAUGUACAUUGUCCAGUCACAGAUCAACUGUAAAGAUGUGGACAACAAGCUGAUAGAGAACAGCGUGUGUCUGCUGAGGAAUCUGUCCUAUCAAGUGCAUCGGGAGAUACCAGGUUGCGAGCGCUACCAGGAGACGAUGCCAAUCAACCAAGGCCCCGCCCCUUCUUCCCAAAAGGGUGGUUGCUUCAGCUCCCGAAAGGGCAAAGACGAGUGGUUUUCUAAAGGGAAGAAAGAGGAUGAUGGGACUUCAGAUACGAUUGACAUUCCAAAGAGAAGCACACCAGCCAAAGGUUAUGAAUUGCUGUUCCAGCCAGAGGUGGUGCGUGUGUAUACUUCCCUCCUGAAAGAGAGCAAGAACCCAUCGGUUCUAGAAGCUGCUGCAGGAGCUGUGCAGAAUCUGUGUGCGGGCCGCUGGACGUAUGGGCGGUACAUUAGAGCAAUGAUGCGACAGGAGCAUGGUCUGCCAAUGAUGACGGAGCUAUUAUCUCAUGGGAACGACCGUGUGGUCAGAGCCAUGUCUGGAGCACUGAGAAACCUGGCCAUUGACGCUCGCAACCGUGACCUGUUAGGAAAACAUGCAGUGCCUAACCUGGUGGCUAACCUGCCGGGCGGUGGUCAGAGUCAGCCUGUGCGUGCGCUUUCAGAGGAGACAGUGGUGUCUGUUCUCAGCACCAUGGCAGAGGUGAUCGGGUCCAGCGUAGAGGCGGCCAAAACCCUGCGCAGCUCCCAGGGCAUCGAGAGAUUGGUGCUCAUUAACAAAGACAGCAACCGUUCAGAUCGAGAGGUCCGUGGCGCUGGGCUGGUCCUGCAGAUCGUGUGGGGCUUCAAAGAGCUCCGCCGCACACUGGAGAAAGAUGGCUGGAAGAAAACAGACUUCAUGGUCAACCUCACCCCCCCUAACAACACCCGCACCAAUGGAGGAUACGAGGACAGCACCUUGCCGCUAAUAGACAGAGGUGGCAAACAGGACAGGGACCGAGAUAUGAUUCCUCUUAAUGAUAUGGGACCAGACGCUUACUCUACGCUUGACCAGAGAGGACGGAGAAACACUUUAGAUGACACUCUGGAUCGCUCUGACAGAGAUGCAUCUCAGAAAAACUGAUUGUGUACAUCACCCGCCGUGAGUUUCCUCCUCCUGCCUACUGUCCCUGCUGAGCCUGUGAUCUCAUCACUUAUGGGACCAUAGCCACUAAUUGCAGCAACCCCUUUCAUAGUUCAGCAUUCUCUUAUUGUCACUCUCUCUAACUCACACCGAGAUCAAUGUGAUUAGAACAGUCACUACUUACAAUGGACACUAUAGAAUGAAUCUAUUCCUUUUCGAUUUUGGUCCAUACCACUUUUUUUUGUGUGAAAAUAAUGGACUAAGGUAAACACUAGGGACUUGAAGAUCUAUUGGGUCAGCCACAUGCCAAGCUUAUCAAGUUUUAUAAUCCAUUUUUGUUUUCGGGUAUUGCUUAUGCAUCUAUUAGAACACUAGUAUAGACUGCCAUUGGUAUUUUGAUUGUUUUGCUACAUUUUGCUUUGGUUCACAGUGAUGAAAGUAAUGCCAAAUUGCAUCACUGUCAUAUGUGACCUGCGGAAAAUAAUGUAUAUAGAAUAUCUCAGUAAGUUUUAUGUCUUGUUGAUGCAUUGAGGCCUAUUUUUGUCAUUGUUUUCUAAAAGCACUAGAUGACCAUUUAGCCCAACACUACUCCCCCUAGGUUUUUCAUCUGUGGUUUUUGAACGAUCUUACCUUGAUUAAGCAUUACAAUAGAGGCAUUGGGAUAUAUAUUUUUUAAGCUAGUAGCAUUCAAUAAGUAUCUCUAGUGGUAGCUGAGGACAGUUGGGUUCUUGAAUACUCAAAUUCUUAAGUAGUAGACCUGGUGGCAAAUUUGCAAAGCAUUCCAGAGUGAGAGAGUUGUUUUUGGAUAUUUCCCACCGUUGGUUUGGUCUUUGGUGCAUACAGAGUGGAAAACCCCCCCAAUUUUAUUUUUUUUAUAAACUUGAUAAAAUGGCCACAGCAGAGCUGAUUUAAGAAGAGCCUUAAAAUCAGAAACAAAUUUUAGCCCAGAUCUUAGACCAGUGCUCCCAUUUUUUAAUACUUUGUGGGCUGAGGCCAUACUGGUGGACCCAGUGUGUGCUAUUUUGUUUUCAUCUGAAUAUAAUGUGUAAAUAUGACCGCAUCUCACAAAUCCACUCCGUGUACUUGGAGUGCCUCACUUGCUGAAUGGUUAAAUGUGUUGUGGGUGAGUGGGAGUGUGUUUGUGAUGAGCGGCGUCCAGGAGAGUGCACAGGGACGUUCGGCCACCCUUCUGCCUCUUGGUUCCAGUGCCUGUGUGUUUAGAGAGCGAACAGGUGUACAUUUGAGAUGUAUAUGCAUUGGGUUCUCCUGAGAUCCAGAAGUACAGUGCUUGUUCCGUAGACUGCAUAUUUCAAAUGCACAGUAAGUCUGUUGUAGAUAUUUACUGAAUGGAAACUCUGGAGUCGAUGGAUUUUGUUUUUUAAGAACAUAUUUUUUCCCCCAGUGCAUUUUUAAUCCCGCCUUCUGCCUUGUCCAAUCCUUAGAGACACUACAGACAGUAAAUGGAAGAUUGGCUGUUGACUAAAUACAUAUGAGCCACAAGUCCUGAUUGCCCUUAAGUUUAAGGAAUCAAUCGAUCUUACAGUGUUGAGGAAGGCAGAUGACAGUCUUUUAAUUAUAAAAAAAUAGCAUCUCUUUCAGGCAGGAUUUAGCCAGAGCUCAGACUUUGAUUCUAGCUUGAUGAGAAAAUAAGAUAAAGUAAAAGCACAUUGAACUAUAUAUACCAGAGAAUAUUUGUUAAUUUUAAUUAUUAUUAUUUUUCCUCUUGGUUUUGUCCUUUUUGCUCUUCCUUUUUCUAUAUUUUAUGAUUAGGACUGAUUUUUUUUCUUUUAUUUUCUUUUUCUUUUUUUUCUGGGGUUGUGGGUGAAUGCAUAUGCAAUCAGUUUUGUUUUUCAAAUAAAUGCAUUUACGGUUUAUAUCUUUUAAUUAAAGACUAAAAGGAAAAAAAAUCUUUGUGUCGUGCUGUCAGUUGACAUGAUGUUUCUCUGCAACACUAACAAAUGAAUCUUGAUUCAUAAUUCCUAUAUUUCAACACAUUACCUUUGGUCUUAAACAUUGCACCUUUCCCUCAUGGAUUGAACAUGUAACUUAGCAAUACUGGUUUUUUUUUUAAUAAAAUAAUGAUUUUUGUUUA